Leopardus geoffroyi (Geoffroy's cat) is the source of this 1391-nucleotide messenger RNA. RefSeq names its product protein tyrosine kinase 6 (gene PTK6). Gene Ontology annotation, molecular function: non-membrane spanning protein tyrosine kinase activity; ATP binding; signaling receptor binding. NCBI's taxonomy places the organism in Eukaryota, Metazoa, Chordata, Mammalia, Carnivora, Felidae. Gene Ontology annotation, biological process: protein phosphorylation; cell differentiation; innate immune response. Gene Ontology annotation, cellular component: extrinsic component of cytoplasmic side of plasma membrane. The record is from RefSeq and is a predicted model, not a curated record.
AUGGUGUCCCGGGACCAGCCUCACCCGGGCCCCCGGUACGUGGGCCUGUGGGACUUCGAGGCCCGGACGGACAAAGAGCUGAGCUUCCGGGCCGGGGACCUGCUCCACGUGGCCAGGAAGGGGGAGGAGUGGUGCUGGGCUGUGCGGCUGGACGAGGCCGGCAGGGCCCUGGCCGAGGGCUACGUGCCCCACAGCUACCUGGCCGAGAAGGAGACGGUGGAGUCUGAACCGUGGUUUUUUGGCCGCAUCUCCCGCUCCGAAGCGCUGCACAGGCUGCAGGCAGAGGGCAACACGGCCGGGGCCUUCCUGGUCAGGGUCAGCGAAAAGCCGGGCGCCGACUAUGUUCUCUCAGUGCGUGACGGCCAGGUCGUGCGACACUACAGGAUCUGGAGGCGUGCUGGCCGGCUGCACCUCAGCGAGGCCGUGUCCUUCCCCAGCCUGUCCGAGCUCGUGGACCACCACAAAGCCCAGAGCCUGUCCCACGGCCUGCGGCUCACUGUGCCCUGCUGGAAGCAUGAGCCCAAGCCCCUGCCCCACUGCGACGACUGGGAGAUGCCACGGGAGGAGUUCACGCUCUGCAGGAAGCUGGGGUCCGGCUGCUUCGGGGAGGUCUUUGAAGGGCUCUGGAAAGACCAGGUCCGAGUGGCUAUUAAGGUGAUUGCUCGAGAUGACCUCCCGCACCAGCACACCUUCCAGGCGGAGAUUCAGGCCAUGAAGAAGCUUCGGCACAAACACAUUCUGCCGCUGUAUGCCGUGGUGUCCGUGGGGGACCCCGUGUACAUCAUCACAGAGCUCAUGCCGAGGGGAGCCCUGCUGGAGCUGCUGCGGGGCUCUGACGAGAAAACCCUGCCCGUCUCGGAGCUGGUGGACCUCGCAUCACAGGUGGCCGAGGGCAUGUGCUACCUGGAAUCGCAGAAUUACAUCCACCGGGACCUGGCGGCCAGGAACAUCCUUGUGGGGGAAAACAACAUCUGCAAAGUCGGGGACUUUGGGCUAGCCAGGCUCAUCAAGGAGGACAUCUACCUUUCCCACGGCCGCAACAUCCCCUACAAGUGGACCGCCCCGGAGGCCCUGUCAAGAGGGCUUUACUCCAUCAAGUCGGACGUCUGGUCCUUCGGGAUUCUCCUCCACGAGAUUUUCAGCAGGGGUCAGAUGCCCUAUGCAGGCAUGUCCAACCACGAGGCCUUCCUGAGGGUGGACUCGGGCUACCGAAUGCCCUGUCCCCCGGAGAGCCCACCCGCUGCGUACAAGCUGAUGCUGUCGUGCUGGAACAGGGACCCGGAGCAGAGACCCUGCUUCAAAGCCCUGCGGGAGAAGCUCUCCAGUGUCAGCAGGUACGAGAACCCGCUCUGAAAGGGACACCCCUCUGGUGCUGCCUCUGAGGCCACGAG